Molecule: messenger RNA, 5010 nt
Organism: Silurus meridionalis
Lineage: Eukaryota; Metazoa; Chordata; Actinopteri; Siluriformes; Siluridae
Gene: chl1a
Product: cell adhesion molecule L1-like a
Biological process (GO): cell-cell adhesion
Molecular function (GO): protein binding
Source: RefSeq, a predicted model, not a curated record
GAAAGAUAGGGAGAGACGGAUAGAGAAUGUGUGGCUUAGUGCACCAUGCUGAGAGCUUAAACGUACUUAGUACAGUAGUAGCUAUUUACUUCCUGUGUUUUGCCAUAAGUGUGAAUUAUUGAGCUGAUCUGUAAAGGAUACUACAGAUUGGGACUUGUUUGAUUCUCAUUUCUCCAAAAAGUCUGUAAAGAGGGUUGACUGAGAAUUUGGUGUGAAUAAUUGUCCAUAUCAAACUGAUGGGAUGAGAAGACUAAGGAGCUUUGAUGCUGGGAUCCUGUUCAUCGUCUUUUCUAUUGCCUUUAGCCUAGAAGUACCUCCUCAGGGCUUUUACCACUGGCUUGCCAGAUCUCAUGUGGAGCAUCCACCAACAAUCACAUCUCACUCCGAAAGAUCAGUUGUGGCUGUUGCAUUUGAAGAUAAUUUUACUUUGACAUGUGAAGCUACAGGAAAUCCCAAACCAGUGAUUUACUGGACUAAAAAUAAUCUGUACUUUAACCCACAUAAUGAUGUAAGACUCCAGACCUUUGAAAACAGUGGAAGUUUUGUUAUUCCAAACAACAAGUACCUUGGAGAAUAUCAGGGUAAAUAUAGAUGCUAUGCAUCCAAUAAACUGGGAGUAGCAAUGUCAGAGGAAACCCACUUCAUGGUACCAACUUUACCAAAGUUUCCAAAAGAAAUCAUAGAGCCAGCAGUGGUUAAAGUGGGAGACUCAGUGGUCCUGGAAUGUAACCCACCCAGCGGCAUUCCACCUCGUCAGCUCUACUGGAUGACUAUUGAUCUUCAACACAUUGACCAAGAUGAGCGAGUGUCCAUGGGCUUGAAUGGGAACCUGUACUUUUCAAACGUGCAAGAAAAAGACAGUCGUAGCAACUACUGCUGUUUUGCUAGCUUCCCAAAAAUUCGCACCAUCGUCCAGAAAACUGCCUUGGCUAUUGUGGUCAUGUCUUCAAACUCAACUGGUGAAACAGAUUUCACAGUUUUAGACAGAAAACCAAAUCUUCUGGUGCCCUCUGGUGAUCUAACCCAGACAUAUCUGGUGCAAGGACAGGAUCUCGAGAUUGAGUGUAUUGCAGAAGGAUUCCCCACACCAAUAAUAGAAUGGACCAAGAUUGAAGGGAAGUUGCCAAAACGCAGCAACAUCAGGAAUCAUGGAAAAUGGUUGACUGUACCAAAAGUCACAGAGGAAGACAAUGGGAAAUACAUGUGCAAGGCAAAGAAUUCUGCUGGUCAAGCGACUCAUGUCUUCGAUAUUACAGUAGAAGAGCCACCACACUGGGUGCAAGAGCCAAAAAGCCAAAUUGUGCCAAUAAAAUCAGAGGUACACAUAAAAUGUUAUGCUUCAGGAAAGCCACAACCCACAAUCACCUGGAUGAGGAAUGGUGAACCACUCCAAGCUGCCCCUUCAUCCAAUGUCAGAGUGCUACAUGACACAUUAAUCCUUUAUGAAGCACCAAAAGAUAGUGCUGUGUAUCAGUGUGAGGCUUCCAACAAACAUGGCACUUUACUGAGCAAUGCCAACAUCAUGGUCAUGAAUAUUCCACCAAUGAUCCUGACACAGACAUCUGAAAAGUACAGUGCUGUGUGUGGGAAGAGUGUCAUCAUGGACUGCAAAGUAUUUAGUUCUCCACCUUCUGAUAUCCAUUGGCAAAAAGAAAGCCUUGAAGUGGUGUUAGGAGAGCGAUUCUUUCUCCUUAAAAAUGGCUCCCUCCAGAUUAAGACAACUAAGUUUGAAGACACAGGAAAAUAUGAUUGUGUUGCUGAAAACUCAAUGGGCACAUCCAGGAAUUAUGCAAACCUUUAUGUAAAAGAUCCAACCAAAAUCGUGAUCCCUCCUCAAGAUAUGAACAUCAAGAGAGGAAGCAUGGCAACGCUUCAGUGCAAGGCGCAGCAUGAUCAAUCAUUCACUGAUGAGCUGAAAAUUGUCUGGCAGAAGGAUGGGAAAGAAAUAGAUUCCAACAAUGAAGAUUCAAGAUACUCAACUGAUGAGGGAAUAUUGCACAUCAACAAUGUGAGCCACACAGACAAAGGCCUUUACACAUGUAUUGUUAGAACAUCUCUUGACCAAGAUACAGCAACUGCAUAUAUAACUGUGCUAGAUGUACCUGACCCUCCAGUAGACUUAAUAUUAUCAGAUCUGAGAGAUCGUAGUGUGAUGCUUCAUUGGAUGCCUACCAAGGACCACAACAGCCCUAUUACAGAGUUCAUCAUUGAAUUUGAGGAGAACCAAUGGGAACCAGGCAACUGGAGGCCACUGCUGCGAGUAUCUAGCCAACAGAAUUCUGCUCCACUAUCAUUAUAUGGACACAUUAACUAUCAAUUUAGAGUUAGUGCUGUUAAUGCCAUUGGCAAAGGUCAUCCCAGCAAACCAUCAGAGAGAUAUAAAACUCCUCCUGCUGCCCCAGACAGGAAUCCAGAAAACAUAAAGAUCGAGGGUCAUUCACCUCAUCAGAUGGAUAUUACUUGGGAGCCGUUGAUGCCUAUUGAACAUAAUGGGCCUGGCCUAGAGUAUAAGCUUAGCUACAGGCGGAUGGGUGUUGAGGAAAGCUGGACUGAGAAGAUGGUGAAAAGGCAUUCCUUCAUUGUAAAGGACACCCCAACAUAUGUUCCCUAUGAAGUUAAGGUCCAUGCCUUUAACAAUCAUGGUGGGGCAGUGGAGCCCAGUGUGGUGAUUGGAUACUCUGGAGAAGACUUGCCAGUUGCAGCUCCUGAGAAUGUACAUGUAAUGGUGUUGAACUCCACACUGAUUCAGGUCAGCUGGUCUCCUGUCCAAAAGACCCACCUCAGAGGCCAUCUUGAAGGCUACAGUGUGCAUUGGUGGAGAACACAAAGCCUGUUGACUUCAACAGAAGUCCCUGCUGAGAAGCAGUUUCUGAUUGUUCCAGGGAACCAGAGUUACACCAUUGUGCCUGGACUGAAACCUUUCUCCCAAUACCGUCUCACUGUCAAUGUCUUUAAUAGAAAGGGCAGUGGUCCCAGCAGCAAGCCACUCACCUUUACAACACCGCAGGGAGUUCCUGAAAGCCCCCCUAUACUCAGAGCCACAAACCCUCAGGAUAACUCCAUCACACUGGUGUGGGCUCCACCAUCUGAGGCCAAUGGUGUUCUCACAGGAUACAAGCUGCAAUACCAGAUAUUAAAUGAUACACUGGAUAUUGGUGAAGUAUACAGAGUAAACAUCAGUGGACCAGACACUACACAGUUGGUUCUACAUGAUCUGGAGUCAGGCAGCUUCUACAAGUUCCAGCUGAGUGCUUGUACACAUGUGGGCUGUGGACCAGCAAUCAGUGAAGAUGGAUUGAUUGCUACUCUAGCCUAUGCAGAAGGUGUGCAUGAGACUCUUUCAUCUAAAAGCUGGUUCAUCGGAAUCAUGUGUGCUGUGGCAUUGCUCACCCUGGUAGUUCUAAUUGCCUGCUUUGUGACCAAGAACAAAGCUGGAAUGUAUGCAGUGAAUGAGAAGGAGGAGAGGCGGCAACAUCUGGAGAUUACAAAGGAUGAGAUAUCCCGUGGAUACAGUGACAUUCAGCCUUUUAAGAACAGCCAUCCUGCAUUAUCGAGAGACAUCAAAGAAGACAGCAACAGCCUGCACAGCUCAGUUGACUAUGGGAAUGAAGACUUCAGUGAGGAUGGAUCUUUCAUCGGGGAAUAUGUUGGCUUCAAGCAAAGGUUUUCUACAGAGUUUACACUCUGAGAUACUGUUCCUUAUUUUAGACUAGUAAAUGGGUGAAAGGUUGUGUGUAAUUUAAAGUGGCAAAUGGAUGUAUAUCAAAUGGAUGUUUAUGUGUGUGUGUGUGUGUGUGUGUGUGUGUGUGUGUGUGUGUGUGUGUGUGUAAGAUCACUUCCAUAAAGUGUAGUAAAUACCGUGGAACACCCUAUCUUAAUAUCAUAUGACAAGGUUUUUUUCAUUGGAAAUCUUGCUAUGAUUCAUUGUUUUAUAACUAGAUGGAAUUUUUUUUUUAGUAUACAGUCAGUUCUGAUAAUUUAAAUUAUUAUUUUAAAAACUGGUCAUGGUCUCUCACUGACUUAAUAUUGUCAGUGCAUUUUUUGUUAGAUGCUAUGGACAGGCUAUUCAUAAGGCUAUUCAUAAGGCACAAACUUGUCGUCUCUAAAAGUCUUAUUUAAAAAUAAGAACGUAUGGAUCCUAGGAUCAAAUGGAUGUCCUUUAAUAUUGAUGGCAUAGAUUAACAUAAUUAUUUCUGAUUCUUACAUAGAACUAAAAACCUAACACAUUUUUAUUUAAAAAUGUACUCAACUGAAAUUAAAAUUUGCACUGCCAAUUAUCAAAAAGGGAAUCUAUCUGAAAUUGUUCAAAUAUAGUAUUGACCCACACUUUCAUUCUUGCAUGGCCAUAUUUUCUAAUUUACAUAAAUGACGCAUGCAGAUACACAUCGAUGCAGCGUGGUGGUCAUUCUUAAAGAAUAGAGAAUUCCUAGAGAUUAAUGUCAUUCCAGAUGUAUCCAUUCUUGCCAAGUAUAUUUAACUAAAAACAUGCAUCUUUUACAUGCUUGGCACUUAUCUUGUAAUGCAGUGUAUGCCUACCUCUAUUUUACAUCUUAAACUGUCAUUCGUUUUACUGGAUAUAAUGUAUGACAUUGAUAUAUAUUUUUUCCUUAUGACUUCAGUGAAUAUAUAUUUUCAUGUUUUAUUUUAUUAUUAUUUUUUUUAUUUCUUUUAUAUGCUUUGCAUUCUUUUUUACUUGUAAAUGUUUUUGUAUUUGUCCAAGUCUCAGAUUGUUUGGACAGAAUAGCUACAUAGUUAUAGAGAAUUCUUGAGAGAACUCCUCGCACACAGUAGUCAUAUCAGCCAGGCAAGAAUCUCUAGUAAGUCAGUGCAAGUCUUUUGUACAGAUGUGGGUCUAACCAAAUAAUGUAUUUUGCUUUAUGUUCACAAACCUUUUCACACAACUGGGUUUUUAUUUGUUACAUAUACAUUGCUGUAAAGAUGAUAUAAAGUGGGUCAACCUAAACCCUUUUAGAAAUACCCUCAUGAAAUAAAAACACACAUGGUCCCUGA